UUAUGAUGUUGUUGAAUAAUUUUAUCCAACAGAAUGGAGGUUGAAUCAAACUCAUCUACAAAUAUAUAAAGGCAUUAUUAUUCAAAUAUAAUAAUGUUAUCUAUAUGAAUAAGAUCAAUCGACAAUAUUUAAUCAUAGGCAUUCAUGAUGUUAUUUAAAAUAUAUAUUUACAAAAGAGAUUAAUAUUAUAAAUGGGACUGUGUCUCUCAAAGUAGGAAGCAGAAUAGCAUACAACGUUAUCAUAGGAAAAAUUCUAAUAAGAGGAUGAACUUGAUGGGAUUCAGGUUGAACAGAUUAGAUUAAGUGAUGAGGAGAAAUUUCUUAAAGUUCUUGGAAGAGGUGGUUAUGGAAAGGUAGUCUUAGUUAAUCACAAGGGUCAAUCUAAAUUAUAUGCUAUGAAAAUUUUAAGAAAAGAUCUUAUACAAUAAAUGAAUUCUCGAAUUUAUAUGGAAACAGAGAGAAAUAUCUUGGCUUUGGUUAAGUGUCCUUUUAUAGUGAAUUUAUAUUAUGCAUUCUAAACAAAACAGAAAUUGUAUUUUGUUAUUGAUUUCAUGAUAGGAGGAGAGCUAUUUUACCAUUUGAAGAGAAUAGGCAAAAUGGAAGAAUCAUGGGCCAAAUUCUAUUGUGCUGAAAUCAUCCUGGCUAUAGAAUAUCUCCAUAGUUAGAAUAUUAUCUAUAGAGACUUAAAGCCUGAAAAUAUAUUGUUGGAUCAAGAAGGACACAUCAAAGUCACUGAUUUCGGUCUCUGCAAAGUUGAUAUUAAAGAGGGAGAUUUCACUACUACUAUUUGUGGGACCUAUGAUUACAUGGCUCCAGAAAUAUAUUUGAAAAAAGGUCACAACCAAAGUGCUGAUUGGUAUUCCUUAGGAAUCCUGUUGUAUGUGAUGUUGCAAGGCAUCCCACCUUUCUAUUCCCAGAAUAAAAGAUAAAUGAUUCGUAGUAGAUUGGAGAGACAAAUUGAAAUCAAGACUCCCAUCUCAGAGGAAGCAACAGAUCUUAUUAAACAAUUAUUAAAGAAUAAUCCCAAAGAUAGAUUAGGAUCGGAUGGAUCUAAUGAGGUGAAAUCGCAUCCAUUCUUCAAUGGAAUUGAUUGGAAUGAUGUUAUGGAUAAGAAGGUUGCACCUCCAUUCAAACCUAAAUUGUUUGGAGAUCGAGAUCUUAGAAAUUUUGACGUUACAUUUACAUAGGAGGCUGUGUAAGACACUCCUAUGCAAUCUAUGAUUCAAGAGGAGAACUACGAAAAGUUUUCUUAUCAAGAACCAGAAUUGUUUGUGACUAUGAAUGAAGGUUUCUCGCUUAAUAAAUGA
Paramecium tetraurelia is the source of this 1307-nucleotide messenger RNA. RefSeq lists its product as uncharacterized. NCBI's taxonomy places the organism in Eukaryota, Ciliophora, Oligohymenophorea, Peniculida, Parameciidae. Gene Ontology annotation, biological process: protein phosphorylation. The transcript is spliced from 7 exons. The record is from RefSeq and is a predicted model, not a curated record. Gene Ontology annotation, molecular function: protein serine/threonine kinase activity; ATP binding.